This is a messenger RNA of Ipomoea nil (Japanese morning glory), 2460 nucleotides long. Its product is annotated as MDIS1-interacting receptor like kinase 2-like. Gene Ontology annotation, molecular function: protein binding; ATP binding; protein kinase activity. Bases 289 to 1503 code for a protein of 404 amino acids. Gene Ontology annotation, biological process: protein phosphorylation. NCBI's taxonomy places the organism in Eukaryota, Viridiplantae, Streptophyta, Magnoliopsida, Solanales, Convolvulaceae. The record is from RefSeq and is a predicted model, not a curated record. The transcript has 6 exons.
UCCUGCAUACAAACUAUUCCAAUUCCUACUCCAAUUCCUUACUAUUAUACGCCUCCUUCCCCUCAUUUCUACCACAACCGCCCUUCCUUUUUCUUCUCCAAACCACUUGCAAGUCCCAAAUGAAGUAGGAGCUCUUUUAACAUGGAAGUCAAGCCUUGACCUUAGAAGCCAAUCCCUACUCACAUCAUGGGUUGUUGGUAGCGAUCCUUGCAAUUGGACUGGUAUUGCUUGCGAUGGUGGCCAAAGCAUUACAAGCCUAAACCUUUCAAGUUAUGGGUUAAAAGAAAUAUGUUUGUUGGCAGGAUUCCUUAUGAUAUGGGAAACAUGAAAUCCCUUGAAAGCCUUGAUUUAAGCCACAACAUGCUCUCUGGUCAAAUACCACUGCAAUUUGACGAACUAACAAGUUUACAAAUAUUGAACUUAUCACACAACAAUUUGUCAGGACAUAUCCCUUCUAGUCUUGGCCAUUCUUUGGGUUUGAUAUGUGUUGAUGUAUCAUACAAUCAGUUGGAAGGUCCCAUCCCAAACACAAAAGUAUUUCAGGAAACUCCAUAUGAUGCCUUGAGGAAUAAUAAAGGUCUUUGCGGGAACCAUUCUGGCUUCAACCCUUGCUCCGCAAACAAUCAAAGAGAUCAUAAUCAGAGAAGAAAUUUGCUCUUAAUCAUACUACUACUAACAUUUGGAAGUUUGUCUAUGAUUAUUAGCAUUCUUGUCCUGUUAAUUCUUCGGUCAAGGAGCAUUAGAGAAAAGCCAAGGGGAAUUACUAAAGAUGUGUUGACAAUAUUGAGUUUUGAUGGAAAGAUGGCAUAUGAAAGCAUCAUCGAGGCAACUGGGAACUUUGAUUCAAAAUAUUGCAUUGGUGAAGGAGGACAUGCAAGUGUUUAUAAGGCUGAGCUACCAAGUGGCCAAAUUGUUGCUAUAAAGAGGUUUAAGAAUGCAAUUGGGCAAGAAGACGAACCUUGCGAACUCAAAAGUUUUUCAAAUGAGGUUCGCACUUUGACAGAGGUUAGGCAUCGGAAUAUUGUGAAACUGUAUGGUUUUUGUGCUAGUGAGAGAAAUACAUUCUUAAUUUAUGAGUACUUGGAAGGGGGAAGCCUAGCAGACAUAUUAAAUGAUGGGGAAAAAGCCAUGGAAUUCGGGUGGAUGAAGAGGAUAAAUGUGAUUAAAGCUGUGGCUAGAGCUUUAUCAUAUAUUCACCAUGAUUGUUUACCACCUAUUGUACAUCGGGAUAUAUCAGCUAAGAAUGUUUUGUUUGAUUGUGAAUAUGAAGCUCACGUGUCUGACUUCGGCACAGCAAGAAUAUUGAGUCUUCAUUCAUCAAAUUGGACUUCAUUUGCAGGAACAUUUGGCUAUGCAGCUCCAGAGUUUGCUUAUACUAUGGAGGUGACCGAAAAAUGUGAUAUGUAUAGCUUCGGAGUGGUAGCACUAGAAGUGAUUAUGGGUAAACAUCCAGAAGCACCAAUUCGAUGGUCAACAACUAUGGCAUCAAGAACAUACGUUUGAGAUCUCUGCAGCUUGGUUAUCCCUCACUCCAUCUUUAACAAGCUAGACAAUCAACCCUCCAUGCCAGUGAUGAAGUAGAGAUGAGAAGCUUAGUUUGGUGAGGCCGGGAAGCUAAGCUGUAGAUGGAGAAUUAUAUUAUACAUUACUGAAUCGCUUAGCUUAGCUUGUUGUUGGGGUCAGAUUGGUCGGUAUCCAUCGUCCAUGCUUUUCUUCACUGUUUUAGAGAUCACCAGGCAGUAUCUAAAGUUAAAGAUCUCCUCAACCAACCAAGCCAAAACUGAUUGGGAUGACUCUCUGCUGAUUAGCCUUUUUAAUCAGUCAGCAAGAUGUGUGGAUAAAAUUAAGAGUAUUCCAGUUGCAGAUUUCAAAUGUGAGGACAAGAUCGAUUAUCUGGCCAGAAGAUGAGAAAGGGGAAGCUUGUGGGGAAUCAUCAUCAUGCUCAUAAUAUUUUGUUUUGGACCAAGAUGUGGACACUGCAUCUUCCUCCAAAAAUGAAAUCCUUCAUGUGGCAGGCUUGUUCGAUCUGGAUCUCUUCCUACCCAUGAUGCUCUUAGAAUUAAACUGCAGAUUCAUGUUCUUCCAGGCCAGUUUGUCAGAUUUGCAAUAUCACAUCUUUGUCACCUGCCAGCUUGCUAGAAACUCCUCCUAUCGAGAUGCUGAUAUAUGAUUCCUUCUUGGACUGGUUGGAAAUAAAUUUCAAAGAUGUAGAGGAAACUGUGCUUUGUAGAUUGAUCUCUGCUAUCUGCUGGAAACUUUGGGAAGCAAGGAGUGACAAGAUUUGGAAUCAUCUGGUCAUCUCUCCUGAAACUGUGGUUAGCAUCCAACGCUAGCAUUUCUAAGAAGAUAAUUUACUAUUUUAUGGUUGCACCAAAGUUUCAUUAGCAGAUGUUUAGUUUUAACCAUAAGUAGUGUCAAUCAUAAAACCUAUACAGGCAGAGAUAACAAAAUUCCUGCUCA